Molecule: messenger RNA, 582 nt
Organism: Colletotrichum fioriniae
Lineage: Eukaryota; Fungi; Ascomycota; Sordariomycetes; Glomerellales; Glomerellaceae
Source: RefSeq, a predicted model, not a curated record
AUGGCCUCCAAGGCAAUUGCGAAGGCUGCGGCUGGCGGUCUCGUGGAGAUCUCUCAGAAGCACACCCUCCAGUCCACAGGCAUCUGGGAACGCAUCCGCCGCUCCCUGGCCAUCGACCCCAACCGCUCCUCCGGCGUGCCCUUGAACCCGACCUUCCGCAACCCGACACCGGGCGCCAACGACCCCCUGGCCUACGACGACCCCGUCACCGUCCCCGCGGGCGACAUCGCCGACAACCCAUACUGGAAGCGCGACGCCCGCCGUAACUACCCGGCCAUCAGCGUCGUCAGCCAGGCCGACGUCGUCGGCCUGCUGGCCGUCGGAUCCGCCGCCAACCCGCGCGUCGAGCUCAUUGGCGAGGCGGGCGAGAAGGCGCUCGUCGCGGCCAAGGAGGAGGGCAAGACCACGGGCAUCGCGGCGUACCUCGAGAAGAACGCCGCGCAGGGCGCCGUCGAGGCGAGCAAGGAGGCGCUGUUUACGAAUGGGUUGCCGCCGACGCCGAGUGGUGAGGAUUUGAAGAGCGGAAAAUGGGAUGUGCACAAGUACAAGGUCAACGAGGAGCAGACCUACGGCGAAGGGUGA